This is a messenger RNA of Cicer arietinum (chickpea), 1134 nucleotides long. RefSeq lists its product as uncharacterized. NCBI's taxonomy places the organism in Eukaryota, Viridiplantae, Streptophyta, Magnoliopsida, Fabales, Fabaceae. The record is from RefSeq and is a predicted model, not a curated record.
AUGGUUUUAUUAGAUGAGUGUAAAAGACACGUUGACAAAGAUUUAGCUCCUAUCAAGGAUACAUGGUUUCAUCAAGGGGUCUCCAUUAUGUCAGAUGGCUGGAGUAAUGUAAAGCAUAUGCCACUAAUUAAUGUUCUUGUCGUGAAUAGUAGAGCUGCCAUGUUUUUUUAUGCCGACGACAUUUCUGGAGUUGAAAAAACUGGAGUUGCUAUUGCUAAAUAUUUGAUUAAAACCAUUGAAGAAAUCGGACCAUCUAAUGUUCUACAAGUGGUGACUGAUAAUGCUGCAAAUUGUAAAGCUGCUGGGAAGGAAAUACAAAAGGUAUAUAAGCAUAUUUUUUGGUCUCUUUGUGUUGUGCAUACUUUAAAUUUGAUUUUUAAAGACUUUGCUGAAUCAUUUGAAUGGCUGAGAAAUACAUAUAAACAAGGAAAGACUAUAGUUAAGUACAUUAUUAAUCAUAGUCAAGUUCUAGCUAUGUAUAGAGCAAAUUCAAAGCUUGAAUUGUUGAAGGUAGCAAAGACUAGAUUUGCAUCACAUUACAUUUUACUUAAGCGACUACUUAUGUGUAGAGAAGCACUUGCAACUACUGUUGUGUUGAACAGUUGGAAAGAAUGGAUUAAGCAAGGAGAUGAAAACACAAGAAAAAUAGGUGCUUUAGUUGCUGAAACUAUUGGUAGUGAUUUUUUUUGGGAAGAAGUUGAGCAUGUGGUUAAGAUAACAAAACCCAUUUAUCAUUUGAUUAAAUUUGCUGAUGGUGAAGGGCCAAAAAUGGGAGAAUUUUAUGAGAAAAUGGAUUCUAUGCUUGGGGAAAUACAAGAGAUUAUGAAAACAAAUAAAUAUGCAAAUUGUUAUUCUGAAAUGGAAACAAUUAUUACUGCAAGAUGGACCAAAAUGAAUUAUACCAUCCAUUGUUUAGGUUUUGCAUUAACCCCUAGAUUUUAUGAUACUCAUUAUCUUUCUACACCUGCCCCUGGAGGUAUAGCUAGAAAAGCUCCAAACCAAGAUAAGGAAGUAGUGACUGCAGUUAUGCAAGCUUUUGAAAAAAUAUCAAAAAAUGCGGAGGAACAAAAACUUCUAUGUGAUCAGUUUGCUAUAUUUCACACACAAAAAAAGGAAUAUAUGCAAUGUCUGUAG